AUGUAUAACUUUACUUUUAAAAAUACAUUAUCUCACUUUAUAAAAUGUAGUAGUAAUACUAAAUCAUCGAUAGUUAGUAAUAGUACUGGUAGAAAUUAUACUUCAACAAGCUCAUAUGGUACAUCAUCAUUGAAUAAUGAGGAUGGUAUCUCUCAAAGAGAACACCCAAUAUCAAUUUAUAUACAUUGGCCAUACUGUAGCAAGAUAUGUGGUUAUUGUUCAUUCAACAAGUAUUUAGAUGGUCCACAUGUAGAUCACUCUAGAAUGAAACAAUCGAUGAUCACUGAAUUGUCUAAUUUAAUUAAAUUGUAUUAUCCUUCAUCUUCUUCUAUAAAUAAUAACAUACAAUAUAAAUUAAAAUCAAUUUAUUUUGGUGGAGGUACACCAUCUUUGGCAACUAUUGAUACAUUAUCAUCGAUUGUUGAAACUGUCUAUCAAUACUUUCCGACAACAACCAACCGAAAGGAUUUAGAAAUCAAUUUAGAGGCAAAUCCAGAUGCAAUGGACAAGAAUUAUUUAAAAGAUUUAAAAGAUAUUGUUGGUGUAAAUAGAUUAUCACUUGGUGUUCAAGCAUUAAAUGAUGAAGAUUUAAAGUUUUUAGGAAGAACGCAUAAUACAAAACAAGCAAUUGAAUCAAUUGAAAUUUGUAAUUCUAUAUUUGAUCGUGUAUCAUUUGAUAUGAUUUAUGCAAGACGUGGUCAACACUCCGUUGAACAAUGGAGACAAGAAUUAAAACUAGCUGUUCAACUUUCAAAAGGUCAUUUAUCACUCUACAAUUUAACUUUUGAAGAUGGUACAGCCUUUUUUAAAAGAUUAAGAAAGCAUAGAAGUAAUCAUAUUAUUAAACCAACAAAUGAUCAAUGUUCAUUACAUUAUAUGGCAGCAAUAGAGGAGACUGAAAAGGUUGGAAUGAAUCAAUACGAGAUUAGUAACUUUUCAAUCCCAGGUCAUCAUUCACAACACAAUUUAAAUUAUUGGAGAGGUGGAGAUUAUAUUGGUAUUGGCCCAGGUGCAUGUUCAAGAGUUAGUGUUUUCAACAACAACAAUCAACAAGACAACACUAACUUGAAACCUGAAAAGGUAGCACUUAAAACGAUUAUUCAUCCAAAAACAUGGAUGGAUAGAGUUGAAGCAAAUGGUCAUGGUUUGUUUGAAGCAGAGACAACCACCCUCUCGUUUAAAGAUCGUAUCAAUGAAUUAUUAUUGAUGGGGUUGAGAACUAAAGAGGGUGUAUCAAGAUCGACAUUUAGAUAUUUAUCGCAUGGUCUCGAUUUUGAACAAGUGUUGGAUCCAAUAGUACUAUCACGUUUACAAUCAAUUGGUAUGAUCGUUUUAGAUGAAAAUGGAUUACGUGUUACUACCAAUGAAGCAUUUAUGAUCCUUGAUACAUUAUUACUUGAUAUUUGUCUCUAA
Molecule: messenger RNA, 1413 nt
Organism: Cavenderia fasciculata
Lineage: Eukaryota; Evosea; Eumycetozoa; Acytosteliales; Cavenderiaceae
Exons: 3
Coding region: 1-1413 (470 amino acids)
Biological process (GO): porphyrin-containing compound biosynthetic process
Cellular component (GO): cytoplasm
Molecular function (GO): 4 iron, 4 sulfur cluster binding; coproporphyrinogen oxidase activity
Source: RefSeq, a predicted model, not a curated record